Molecule: messenger RNA, 492 nt
Organism: Sphenostylis stenocarpa
Lineage: Eukaryota; Viridiplantae; Streptophyta; Magnoliopsida; Fabales; Fabaceae
Source: the annotation of a GenBank genome assembly
AUGUCGGUGCUCGGCUGCGAUGCAGUUGCUGCAGCCGGCGGAGCCGUUUCCUCCGCGGCGUCCGGUGCGGAGGGGAUUGGAGGGUCCGGCGGUGGGGAUUGGUUUCGGGCACUUCCGCCAUUGUGGUCACGAUGGCGGUGGCGGAGUGCGCAGGAUAAGGGAGACGGGGAGUUUUCUGGUGCGGUAGGGUGCAAGGGUACAAUUACCUCUAAGAUUUUGCGCCGUUGGAUAGUUAUUAUGCGGUUUUUGGUGGUUAAUUUUUUCACGUGGUCUUUUAGAAUAGGUACUGAACAUAAGAAGUUUGGUUUUGAGUUUGGAAACUUGCGUCCUAUGAAAUAUGAGCAAAUAGCAGAAUUGCUGAAUGACAUUGCCGAGAGAUUUGACUGGGAUAAAAUAAUGGAAGAUGAUAAAAUUAUUGGACUGAAACGUGUUUGUGAAGUGUCUUUGAGAAUGGGAAACAAACACAGAGGAAAUGUGACUGAAGUGAAGUGA